UUUGGGAACCUUUCAUAUACAAACAUACAUAUAUAUUUUUAUAUAAAUAUAUUUAUACGCUAAUAAUAAUCAAAAUUUGUAAAUAUGUCAAUGUUGAGCUGUAAUAUACGCGAUAUGGAACCUACCACCUCCAGCUUAAGGCGAAAUGAUUACCAUUUACACACACCACUGUUUGUGCUCGAUGUCAUACGUUUAUUUCAAGACCACCCCAAGUAUGUUAGGGGACUCAAAGAGAUUGAUAUUGUGUCCUUAUUGGAAAAAGAGGACAUUGGUACGGGCGAUGUCGAAGCUCAAGUAAAAAUGGCAUUAAAGGAAUUAACUUCCAGCGGAUUUGUGCGUUUCGUUUCUCAGGGAUAUCGCACAAUAGGACCAUUUGCGAAAUUAGCUUUAGCUCGCACACCCCAUCAACAGAAUGUAGCUUGGGAACGUUUAAGUAAAAUGCAAACAAUUAAUUGCUCUAAUUUAGGUUCGUGUUCCAGUACUCGCUCUUGCACUUAAUGUAUGAAUGCAUUUAGUAUCUAAUAAAAAUAUACAUUCAUACAUACAUAUGUACAUACAUAUGAAUGUAAAUAGACCAAUUCAAGUAACGCCUUAUUAUAUAUCAAAUUGUAACCUAUUAUGGC
Molecule: messenger RNA, 623 nt
Organism: Calliphora vicina (urban bluebottle blowfly)
Lineage: Eukaryota; Metazoa; Arthropoda; Insecta; Diptera; Calliphoridae
Exons: 2
Coding region: 85-498 (137 amino acids)
Source: RefSeq, a predicted model, not a curated record